Babesia bigemina is the source of this 1209-nucleotide messenger RNA. Its product is annotated as RNA 3'-terminal phosphate cyclase, putative. The record is from RefSeq and is a predicted model, not a curated record. NCBI's taxonomy places the organism in Eukaryota, Apicomplexa, Aconoidasida, Piroplasmida, Babesiidae. Gene Ontology annotation, molecular function: RNA endonuclease activity. Bases 1 to 1209 code for a protein of 402 amino acids. The transcript is spliced from 2 exons. Gene Ontology annotation, cellular component: nucleolus. Gene Ontology annotation, biological process: endonucleolytic cleavage of tricistronic rRNA transcript (SSU-rRNA, 5.8S rRNA, LSU-rRNA).
AUGGGAAUCGUGCGCGACCAGACCUUUGCGACAAAGGAGCGGCUCUUGAAGCAUCUGGAGCUGGAUUCCUUCGCCUAUCUGCGCAUGGUCGCGGUCCUGAGCAUUAUAUCGCAUACUUCGGUCACUCUACGUGAGGAUCGCGUUCUCAUGUUACAUGAAUCGCAAAUGCUGGAGCUUCUGGCAAAGGUAACUCAGGGAGGGCGUAUAGAAGUGGAGAAGGGGAAGGUCACCAUUGACCCGGGUCGCAUUGUGGGUGGGACUUUGAAGUUCCAGUGUUCGAGCCAGGUUCCUCUGUCGUAUUACCUGGAGCCGCUCGUAUACCUGUCGGUGUUUUCAUCUGAGCCGUUUCGGAUCACACUCACCCGUCAAGGCGAAGAUGUGGAUUGGGAAAUGGUCAACAGCUUCAGCCUCCUGGAGAGUUUCUGCUCCAGCGCCACGGUCGUGCUGCGCAAAAUAGGUUGCAGCUCUGUAGAGUUCAAGUACAAGGAGCCUUACGAGGUGGUCUUUACCAACACUCCACUGGUAAAGAUCGCACCUGUGGACAUGUCCACGUGGAGCUGUGUGAAGAAGGUGCGCGGCAGUGUAGUGGUGCGCUGCCUGCAACCAAGCCUCGGCACAAACGUGAUCACUGGUUGCAAGCGGGUGCUGAAUGAGGUGUGCGACAACGUCUACAUCGACCUGGUAACUCCCAAGGGUGCUGGGAACCCGUAUGUAUCGGUGGCGUUGAUUGCAGAGGGGCCAUCGGUUGUAUACACGUCAGACAGCACAGUUCCACUAAAGGAUGCUGAUACGGGGGCCAAGGCGGCGUCCAUUAGCGCCAACACCAGCCUUUCCAAGAUCCUGGAAAUAGCCAACCGCAAAACCGAGGCCAGUGCUAAGCCGGAAGCGAAUACGGAGUCUGCUACCAGUAUCCAUGAGCGCCACGAGGCCAUAGGCGAGGCGGUUGCCCGGCGCCUGCUUGCUGAGAUCAGCUUGAAGGGCAUCUUGGACACCACCCAUCAGCACCUGCCGCUAGUUUUCAUGGCCAUGUCCGGUGACUACCAGGUGUCGACGUUCCGCAUGGGCCGACUGAACCGUUAUUCGAUCGAGUUCCUGCGGAAAAUAAAGCAAUUUCUCGGAGUAACGUUCAAAUUCGUGCAGGAAGAGGAAUGCGUGCUGCUAAAAUGCGUGGGCAACAGCUUCCAAAACAGCGGAAUCAAAACGUUUUAA